AUGAAAGUGAAAGUUAGAGACAGUGCAAAAUUGGAGAAGUCAAGAUCCGACCUCUUGUGUACAGAGCACAGCUCAACAAAGGUCAACUCAACCCACAUAAACGCUUACAGUGCUCUUGAUCGCUUCUACGAAUGGAUCAAAAACCACACAGUUUUGGAGGAUUUCGCACAUCUCUUGCCAAGAUUUGAUUCUGCAGCCCUAGUCACUGAUUACAACUUACUAUCGUCUGAUUCGACUCGAGCGAUCGGUGGCUUGGCAGACAUAGCGGCUGCUUGCCGGAUCAACUCAGUGUCCAUCAACAAGGACUCUGGAGCCUAUCACGAUGGUGACAACAACGAUUGCCUAUCAACUGAUCAAUUCCUAAUGGCUAUGGCGCCGAAUUCAGUGGCAGACGAGUUGUUUAACAACUCCUACAAAAUGUCAGAGUGUAGUGUGGCUUCUAUCCAUAGAUAUAUCAGUAACUUGAACUAUAACCAAAGAAACUGUUUACUAGACGGCCAAUCGGAAGCGCGGGAAAAGGACGAUGACGAUGACAGCAAAGAACAAAAAACAACAAAUAAACAUAAAAACACGUACAAAGACAACGUAAUUAGGUACAACAUCACGAAGAAAUAUGCGCUAGAUAAUGCAACCUUGGCGCCGGGUCAAAGGUUCAGUCUGGACGACCAGUGCAAACAAAUUUAUGGCCGAGACUCGUACCAUUGUAAGGGCGGUGGACUGAUGGUGACUGAAGUCUGUAAGAAAAUGCUCUGCUACAAACCGGAAACGCGAGAAUGCUUCAGUGACGUCAAAACUAGAGCCGCCGAGGGCACUUCCUGUCGAAACAAGUCCUGGUGCAAAAGAAGCUACUGUCUGAAGGACUCGAACGCUCCUGAAUUUAACACCGACUGCCCGUACGGCGACUACAAGGGCGUCAUUAACACUUACGAGCCGGACAGAACGAUCACUUGUAGACAGAUUAGUAGGAGUAACGCCUACUACUGCUACGAAGAUUACUACAAAGACAGAUGCUGUGAAACCUGUAAGAAACUGGCAGACAACUCUCUCCCCGGCUGUGAGUUCGGCGAUAAAGACGUUAGCAGAUGUUCAAAAAUCAAGCCGAGUGAGUGCUACGAUGAGAAUAUGCACAAGGAAUGCUGCCACACCUGCCCGAAGAAAACCAUAAAAACCGACAAUCCAGACUGUCUGUACGGUGACAAGGCUGAAUGGUGCGAUCGAGUCACCAAAAACAUGCCUUACCAUUGCUACAACGACCUUGGAAUCUGCUGUCACAGCUGUCCGAAACUUAGUAUUGGAGUUUUGGGUUGCGAAUAUGGCGACAAAGGAACUGGUUGCUCUGCGCUGAACUGUAUCGAGCGUAACUACUGGAGCUACUGCUGCAAGACCUGCCAGGGCGACAUCUUAAACGCCAACUACCAACUGAACUUCACUACCACUACUACCAAAAUCCCGACGACCUUGAAGACAACGAUUGACCUUAAGAAUGAGGAUUUGCCAGAAAGGGAUCGUGCCUCGUGGUGCAGACGAAUCCAUCCGGCCGAAUGCUACAGAAGUAACAACACCUGCUGUUACACCUGUUAUGAUUAUUACGAACCGGAGAACAAAGGUUGUGAGUAUGGGGACAAAAAUAAAAUGUGCAGUCUGGAACAAUGCAGGAGAGGUCAAUAUUACUUGGACCAAUGUUGCGACACAUGUGAAGACUACCUGACGACAACCGUAAAAUCGCAGCCAACACAAACAACAACCACACAAAAAGCUACCACAACUACCGCCACUACCACUACUAAAACUACCGCUACCACUACUACCACUGCUACCACUACUACUACUACUACAACCGCUACUACUACUACUACUACUACAACCGUGCACCCGAAAUGCCCAAGAGGGGAUUUGCUGUCUUGGUGUAGUAGGAUUAAACCCCAAGAAUGUUACAGGUCGGAGUCAAAUUGUUGCUACAAAUGUUUAAAUUUUUCCAUCGAAGUUGAGGAAAAAUACGGCGCUAUGCCUGAAUGCAAGUACGGCAACAGGCGAAUCGACUGCGACCGAUACUACUGCUACGACAAAAAUUACGCCAAAUCAUGCUGCAUAACUUGCAGUGCCGAACUUACCACCACUAUCAGCACCACUACCACCACCACCACCACUACUUCUACUCCUUCCACUACUACUACUACUACUACUGCUGCUGAAGAAACUUAUGGAGUAUUUAUUGGAAAACUUGGUUGCGAGUACGGGGAUAAAGCAUCAUGGUGCCCUGAUCAGGUGCGGAAAAAUUCCAAAGACUGCCUCAAGGUUUCCUCUUCCGUCGGUACGGAGUGCUGUCAAUCCUGCAAAGCCAUCAAACAAGAAAACGGAAACGGAAAUGGAAACGGAAAUGGACAUAAUACGGGUACCGGAAAUGGAUACAGUGAAGAAAAUGGCGGAUACAAUAACAACGGAAGUUGCGAAUACGGUGAUCGAGUGAACUGGUGUCAGUCGAAAAUGAAAACUGAAGAGCAUUGUACAAGCCGGAGAGAUAUGGCCGACCUUUGCUGCUGGACAUGCUUCUUGCUCUCUAAAGAAGGAAAAGCAUACACACACAGCAAGUGUUUGGAUGAAGCGAGUUGGUGUGAGAAAUUGAAAGCACACGAAUGCUACAACGAAAAUACUGAGAGGACCUGCUGUUCCAAGUGCUUCGAAUUGAGGCAGGGGAAAUCUGGAAAAUGCCGUUACGGUGAUCAUGUGUCAUGGUGUGUUGCACCGACUGACUGCUGGGAGCAUUACAAAAAGUGCUGUAAGACGUGCGAAGCUGACGAUGAUGACGAAUAG
Molecule: messenger RNA, 2811 nt
Organism: Helobdella robusta
Lineage: Eukaryota; Metazoa; Annelida; Clitellata; Rhynchobdellida; Glossiphoniidae
Exons: 19
Coding region: 1-2811 (936 amino acids)
Source: RefSeq, a predicted model, not a curated record